Messenger RNA from Glycine soja, 1869 nucleotides. RefSeq names its product PAP-specific phosphatase HAL2-like. The record is from RefSeq and is a predicted model, not a curated record. Gene Ontology annotation, biological process: sulfate assimilation; phosphatidylinositol phosphate biosynthetic process. Gene Ontology annotation, molecular function: 3'(2'),5'-bisphosphate nucleotidase activity. Lineage: Eukaryota; Viridiplantae; Streptophyta; Magnoliopsida; Fabales; Fabaceae. The transcript has 3 exons. The coding region runs from base 165 to 1562 and encodes 465 amino acids.
CUGGUCGUUACAAAUAGGGUUGGUAAUUCAUUACCAUCAUUGCUGUCAAAUACUACCAAUUAAUAUCCCAUUCGAUUUUUGCUUCUCUCCCUUUCAACAUUAUAAAAAGAAAAUUCACUAUCCAACAUUGAUAAGAGAGAGAGAUUUUUUGUACACUUCAUAACAUGUCUUCAUAUUUUCCAAGCUUUGGUACAAAAAUCCCACGUAUGGGGAAGGGGUACGAUGAUGUGUUGUUCACAGUGACCAACCAAUUAGUUAAACCAGGUUCAUGGUCCAACUAUAAAGUCCCCUGCAACCUCUCAAAGCAACACAUUAGCUUUGUAUCGAAAUUCGACCAAAUUUGUUCUUCUCCUGUGAUGAUGGAGGACGAGCAUAAAAAGUUGGAUUCUUUGCCUGAAUUUGGAUUAUCAGAGCCAGAGAAAUAUUCCAAGGAAUUGGAGGUGGCUGUUAGAGCAGUGCAGAUGGCGUGUUCCCUCUGCCAGAGAGUGCAGGACACUUUGAUUUCCAACGCUCGGACCAAUCAUCGUCAGGUUCAGUCCAAGGAUGACAAUUCUCCGGUUACGGUUGCAGAUUGGAGUGUUCAAGCAAUUGUCAGCUGGAUGUUGUCAGAAUGUUUAGGGAGUCAAAAUGUCUCAAUUGUUGCUGAAGAAGAUGCUCAAACUCUCUCCGAGGCUAACGCAUCUGAGCUGUUAGAAGCUGUGGUUGAAACUGUGAAUCAAUGUCUAGCCGAAGCACCUCGAUUUGGAGUUCAGGAGCCAAAAUCACCUCUUGGAACUUCAGAUGUUCUUGAAAUCAUUAGUCGCUGCAACUCAACUGGGGGUCCCACUGGAAGAUUUUGGGUACUGGAUCCUGUUGAUGGCACAUUAGGAUUUGUACGUGGAGAUCAAUAUGCUGUAGCUCUAGCACUCAUAGAGGAUGGAGAAGUGAAACUUGGUGUUCUUGGAUGUCCUAACUACCCAAUGAGGAAGGAAUGGUUAAGUUAUCAUCACCGAUAUCAUAGGAUUAUAUCCAAGUUGACACGUCCAGCUUCUGAAACUUGGAACAAAGGUUGUGUGCUAUAUGCUAAAAAGGGUAGUGAGAAGGCUUGGAUGCAACCACUGCUCCAUGUCAAUAAGAUGUUUGUGUGGCCAAACCAUGCAAAACAAGUUUCUGUCUCUUCCAUUGACAAUCCUGCACUGGCCACUUUUUGUGAACCAGUUGAGAAGGCCAAUUCAAGCCAUUCUUUUACAGCAGGACUGGCUCACAGUGUUGGUCUCAGGAAACAGCCAUUGAGGGUGUACAGCAUGGUGAAAUACGCAGCAAUAGCUCGUGGGGAUGCUGAGGUUUUCAUGAAGUUUGCAAGGGCCGGUUACAAGGAGAAAAUAUGGGAUCAUGCUGCAGGCGUUAUCAUCAUACAAGAAGCUGGUGGGAUGGUAACAGAUGCUGGAGGACUUCCCCUAGACUUCUCAAAAGGCUUAUAUUUAGAAGGCCUUGAUCGUGGCAUAGUUGCUUGUUCUGGAGCCACACUACAUGCAAAGAUCAUUGAUGCUGUUGAUGCCAGCUGGGGCUCUUCUAGCCUUUGAGUCUGCUUCUAUUAACUUACAUGUAUACAUGGCAAAAUAAUGUCAAUAAUGAUUCAUCUUUUAUUUUCUGUUUUACAUAAUUUCUUAUAAAUCCCCCUACCUCACCAUCAGUUUAUUUUUGAUGUAUUGCUAACAACAUAUGAGUUUGUUAGUCUGCAAUUGUAUUAUUUGGCAUUAUAAUAACGCCUAAUUGUCAUAAUUUCUUAGCAUACUGAAUGCCAUGUACUGAAAAUGAUUCUUCUUUAGAGGGAUUCAUGGACUUGUAUACUGUUGCAACUCUAUAGAAUUGUUCACCUUCUGUGUAGCA